AUGAAUAUUGCUGUGGAUACGAGUGUUGUCGAGGCGGCGGAAGCAUGGGAUCCGAUCGAAUCGGUGGUCGAGGAUCCUCAAUUGGUUUUCAAAUUUCAGUUCUAUUCCGACGUCUGCUGCAUUUUAAGCUCAAUUCCGCACGACUUCUAG
Molecule: messenger RNA, 150 nt
Organism: Caenorhabditis briggsae
Lineage: Eukaryota; Metazoa; Nematoda; Chromadorea; Rhabditida; Rhabditidae
Exons: 2
Coding region: 1-150 (49 amino acids)
Source: RefSeq, a predicted model, not a curated record